AUGGCCCCCGUCGCACAGAAGUCGAAGAAGUCCUCGCAGGACAACAUCAACUCCAAGCUGCAGCUUGUGAUGAAGUCCGGCAAGGUCACUCUCGGCCUCAAGAGCGCGCUCAAGAGCAUGAGGAACGGCAAGGCCAAGCUCAUCCUCAUCUCGGCCAACACGCCUCCCCUGCGCAAGUCGGAGAUCGAGUACUACGCCAUGCUUUCCAAGACGAGCGUCCACCACUUCCAGGGCUCCAACGUCGCCCUCGGCACCGCUGCCGGAAAGCUCUUCCGCGUCGGUGUCAUGACCGUCCUCGACGCCGGUGACUCUGACCUGCUCAGCACCGUCCAGGCCUAA
Pseudozyma flocculosa PF-1 is the source of this 339-nucleotide messenger RNA. RefSeq lists its product as uncharacterized. NCBI's taxonomy places the organism in Eukaryota, Fungi, Basidiomycota, Ustilaginomycetes, Ustilaginales, Ustilaginaceae. The transcript has 2 exons. Gene Ontology annotation, molecular function: RNA binding; structural constituent of ribosome. Bases 1 to 339 code for a protein of 112 amino acids. Gene Ontology annotation, cellular component: cytosolic large ribosomal subunit. The record is from RefSeq and is a predicted model, not a curated record.